Molecule: messenger RNA, 7016 nt
Organism: Tachysurus fulvidraco (yellow catfish)
Lineage: Eukaryota; Metazoa; Chordata; Actinopteri; Siluriformes; Bagridae
Gene: abl2
Product: c-abl oncogene 2, non-receptor tyrosine kinase
Exons: 11
Coding region: 454-3969 (1171 amino acids)
Biological process (GO): protein phosphorylation; regulation of apoptotic process
Molecular function (GO): non-membrane spanning protein tyrosine kinase activity; protein binding; ATP binding
Source: RefSeq, a predicted model, not a curated record
CCUUCCCGGUCCACACCGAUCCAUUGGCCCGUAAACUGCACACCACUGAUUCUGCGGUAAAGAUGGCGGCGUCGGAGGGGGCGCGUAGUGAUUUGAGCAAAGCAGCUCGACCCUCUAUGGGUCUGUUUUAGCAGGAACAACUUCUGUAUCACCAGAAUGAGAUUUACCGGCUCGAUGAGAUAUUAAAUGGUGCCGUUAAGGUGAAUUGAACUGAUUGGUGACACAGUAGAGGCGCGGUGGGUGGGAUCACACACACACACACACACACACACACACACACACACACACACACACCGCUAGCUCUCGGGCUAGGCUAUCGCGCUAAGUGGGGGUGAAGAGCACAGUCAAUAGGCCGCUCCGCUGUUCUCUUAAGGGGGGAUGUGAUCCAGGCGGACGGUGGUGUUUACUUGCUCCGGUCCCCGGCGGAUCUUUACACGUAAACGCGCUGGUGAAAUGGGACAGCAGGUAGGGCGAGUGGGUGAUGGGGCCUCGGCGGCACUCCAAAGCCCACCACACGGACACUCACAGCAACCGCAGCCGCACCAAAGCAGAGGGAGCCGGGGGAGCAGCUCCGGGAGGAGACCGCGGGAAGCGACGAGCGCCGGGACACCAGCGUGCAGACUCGCCGUUACCGCUAACGCUUCCGACCCUGGAAUUAACAUAUUCACUCAGCAUUCAGAGGCCCUGCAUAGGCCGUUUGGAUUGGACUCGUCCAAUCUGACUGAGGCAGUGCGUUGGAGCUCAAAGGAGAACCUGCUGGGUGCUGCUGAAAGUGACCCAAACCUGUUUGUCGCACUUUACGACUUCGUGGCCAGUGGUGACAACACGCUGAGCAUCACAAAAGGAGAGAAGCUCAGGGUGCUGGGCUAUAACCAGAAUGGCGAAUGGAGUGAAGUUCGCUCUAAGAACGGUCAAGGCUGGGUCCCCAGUAACUACAUCACACCUGUGAACAGUCUGGAGAAGCACAGCUGGUAUCACGGUCCCGUGUCUCGCAGCGCAGCCGAGUAUCUACUCAGCAGCCUCAUCAACGGCAGCUUUCUUGUGAGGGAGAGUGAGAGCAGCCCGGGCCAGCUCUCUAUUUCACUGCGCUACGAGGGCCGAGUCUACCACUACCGCAUUAACACUGCCUCUGAUGGCAAGGUCUAUGUAACCUCAGAGAGCAGGUUCAGCACAUUAGCCGAGCUGGUCCAUCAUCAUUCCACUGUAGCGGAUGGUCUGGUGACGACGCUGCACUACCCAGCCCCGAAAUGCAACAAGCCCACCGUCUACGGGGUCUCGCCCAUCCACGACAAGUGGGAGAUGGAGCGCACUGAUAUAACCAUGAAGCACAAGCUAGGAGGAGGCCAGUAUGGAGAGGUCUAUGUGGGUGUCUGGAAGAAAUACAACCUCACGGUUGCUGUCAAAACACUCAAGGAAGACACUAUGGAAGUGGAAGAGUUUCUGAAAGAGGCUGCGGUCAUGAAAGAGGUGAAACACCCCAAUCUAGUGCAGCUGCUUGGUGUAUGCACACUGGAGCCUCCUUUCUACAUCGUGACUGAGUACAUGCCUCACGGCAACCUCCUGGACUACCUCCGUGAGUGUGACCGUGAGGAGGUGAAUGCUGUCGUGCUGCUCUACAUGGCCACUCAGAUUUCCUCUGCCAUGGAAUACCUGGAAAAAAAGAACUUUAUUCAUAGGGACCUGGCUGCACGAAACUGUCUAGUAGGAGAGAACCAUGUGGUAAAGGUGGCUGAUUUUGGCUUGAGUCGGCUGAUGACAGGAGACACGUACACAGCUCAUGCUGGCGCCAAGUUCCCCAUCAAGUGGACUGCACCAGAGAGCCUAGCCUACAACACCUUUUCCAUCAAAUCAGACGUCUGGGCAUUUGGAGUGCUUCUGUGGGAGAUUGCGACCUAUGGUAUGUCUCCAUAUCCUGGUAUUGACCUGUCUCAGGUUUAUGACCUGCUGGAGAAGGGCUACCGCAUGGAACAGCCAGAAGGCUGUCCUCCAAAAGUCUACGAACUUAUGAGGGCAUGUUGGCAGUGGAGCCCACUGGACAGACCCUCGUUUGCAGAGAUCCAUCAGGCCUUUGAGACAAUGUUCCAUGACUCCAGCAUAUCAGAAGAAGUGGCAGAGGAACUGUGUAAGACUGCCUCUUGUGGUAAGGGUGGGGUAGUGCACUCGUUCAGUCACGAUCAACCCCUCGUGCCCUCCAAGUCACGGCAGCAGAAGAAGCACUCAGACAAUAAGGAGAACAUGGAGGGACUGGAGAGUCGGCAUGAGCCUGGAGCUCACGGUCCUUCAGGUACAUCAGCUGAUCUCCACUUCACACCCUCUCUACUGGUAGGUGAUGGUCGUUCCAGCAGCUCUCCUGCUCUGCCCCGGAAGCAGAGGGACAAAUCUUCUAGUGGCCUGCUUGAUGACAUGUUGGAUGCUACUUUUACUCGUGACCGCAAAGCUGGCUUCUUCAGCUCUUUCAUGAAGAAGAAAUCAACAACCACUUCCACCUCUCAGCCUCAGCACAACCCCAGUGGUUCCUUUCGAGACCUUGAGACACAGCCUCACAAGAAGUACGAACCCACAACUGCUUUUGGUGGUCCUCCUCCACUGCCUCAGACUGAUGGCCUUGGCUUCUCUCCGUCUCAUGGAGAAGGAAACCAUGUUCAGUCACGGUGCUGUGGAGCCACUUUUGGCCAGAAGCUCUCUGGAACAAACUCUUCCACCUCUAACCAGGUGGGCAGCAGCAGUAGCUGGGCAGGACUUGCAGGCUUCUUCACACCACGCCUUAUAAAAAAAACCCUGGGGUUGCGAACUGGGAAGUCUUCUGCGACUGAUGAAGGGGGUGGGGCAGCCAGGCCCUUUCCUCGUUCAAAUUCAACGUCCUCCAUGUCAGCUGGGCUGCCAGAUUUGGAGCGCAUGGCGCUAACGUUACCAAGGAACCGUAGCAAACCACCACUGGAACGCACAGUGUCCACCACAUCACAGCCAGAGAAUGGUGCCCCGCGACCCUCAGACACUCCGUCCCGAAAGCUGGACGAGGGCACAGCUCAGAUCCGGGACAGACCAAAAGCUAAACUUUUGCCACGUGCAGUAUCGGUGGGCACAGGAGCGGCUAGAGCACCAGGGGUUGGGGGUGAGGCAGAGUCUGAUGCUCAUACUCAGGGUAGAGUGGGGCAGGAUGACAGACCGGCCUGGUCUUCUCCAUCUAAAACGUUAGUCGGCCCACACAAUCAUAAAGUCCCAGUCCUAAUCUCUCCAACAUUGAAGCCUGGCACAGCUGAUCCACACCUGGUUGGUGUAGACUCUCAGGGCAACCGCUUCAAGCUGCUGGCUGAUAGUGGCACCGAUAGGCCACGACUGAUCAAACCCAAGUGUGCCCCACCUCCUCCACCCACACUGCGCACUCUCCAACACAGUUAUAGCACAGAAGGUGCUGAUGAAGCAACUAACAUGAGCCCAGAGAUCAAUGGAGAUGGGGUCAAAAGAUCGGGGAGAGGGUCAGGAGGAGCUCGACCAUGUAUACCGCCACCACAAGCACCUCCAGCAUCUGCUGCUUCUUCCAGUAAUAUCACAACAAACAAGAUGGCCAAUGGUGGCACUACCUCUGCCUCCUCAAAGCUGACACUGAGACGGACCCGGCAGCAGCUAGAACGUAUACCACUGGAAAAAGUGAGUAAAGAAGCUCUGCUGGAAUGUGCUGAGUGCCUGAGCCUUGCGCUCCACAGCAGUACAGAGCCAUGCUCUAGCAGCCAAGUCUUGGAUGCUGGACACCAGUUACUCGACUACUGUUCAGGCUAUGUAGACUGCAUCCCACAAACACGGAACAAGUUUGCCUUUCGUGAGGCUUUGGGGAAACUUGAACUCAGCCUCCAGGAACUGCGGGCUUCUUCUACGGGUGGAGGAGGGGGACUAAGUGGAAGUGGGACAAGUCCUGCUCUGGACAACUUGCACUCUUGCAUUAAAGAGAUCAGCGAUGUAGUGCAAAGGUAGUUAGUGGAGUCACAUGAAACCCUGCUAUCCUAAUAGGACUUUUUACAAGUUUUUAAGUAUUGUUUUGUAAAUGAUUGGGGUCAGAGGAUAUUCUCUCAAAAGUACCUCAGUAAAAUCACUACAAAUGGUCUCUCCCCUCUCCAUUAUUGUUUACAGUGGACUUUGAAAUCGCCAGUUGGAUAUAGAGCUCUAAACUUGUAAAUAAGCUUGUUGUCCAAAACAAAUCAUAUACAGUGUCUUUUGUCCAGGUUUGGCUUCUUAUUUUGUGAUCAAAAGAGCCUACAUUUUAAAAGUAAUAGAUUAAUCGAUACCCAUGAACCAUUUUUUUUUGCCAUAUUUCUAUGACUAUAUUAGAAAAAUUGCAGAAUUCUCAUUAUUACAUAAAUUACUUUUCACAAUAACUGGAUAUGCACAACAAACCCAUUACCAUAAAAAUUAUCAGGCGUGUCCUGCUUGUGCUCUGCAUACACUGUUGGAUAUUAGCAGUACUGAGCCUUCGGCACAAACGACACAUCACACAGUCACUGUCACUUCUGACUGAUUUCAUACAUCUAUGUAUAGACAUUUCAGCAUUUGAUAUAAGGUCAUGGUUCUGUAGCAGUGUAGGCUAAUGUCGUUGGGAAAGUAUCGAUGGUCAAUAUACUGAACAUAGAGCAUCAUCUCUGUGGGUUAGUGCUUUUUAUUUAAGUGACCUUUUAAGAAUGCUCUUCGUUGUCAGGAUUUUUAGCUAAUGUCAACUUCAGGAUUCCAGUUAUUUUGUCCAUAGAAUGAUUACCCAUAGAAUGUCCAUAGAAACAGCAGGCUUUCAAGCAACAAAGCUCAAUGGGGACAAUCAUAAGAUGCAUGAUGAUAAAUAACAGAUAAUUCCAGCUGAUAUGUAAGUAUUUGAUACGUAUAUGUAACAGAUAUUGUUUCAAUUUUGAAGCAACACGCUAAGGUCUAACAACCAAAAGAGUUAAUGGAUAAAGGAUAGUUUCAUAUCCAGUAAUUAUGCCAGAAUCUUAACAAAUCAUCUAUGUCAAUGUUUUACUGGUAUUCCUACAGACAUGUGAAUAUUGAUUAUAGGAAAUGACUCGGAAUGUUUUCAGAGGUUACAAGCAGGUUUGCCCUAACCUCGACCUAACAGUUGAAUGUUAUGCUAAUUUUAGACAUAGAUGGGCUUUUGUUUGUCUAGAUGGGACACGGGCACAAGUUUGGACACUGUGGUUUCCCACUGUGACUAUAGACACUCACUGCAGAACAGCAACUUUACUGCAAUAUUGCUAGAUACAAGUUACACAGCAAACUGCCAUUUCUAUCGCACAUUGGUUUGUACUUUUUCUUUUUAUUCUUCUAAAUGUCUUCUAAACUUGAAUUUUAAAUUAUUUCUUAUUAAAAGCACAGGAGGUUUUUGUUAUGAUAAAUUAAUAAUUGUGCAUUAUGUCCUACAAGAAGCAUUAAAGAGUGGUUGCCUGAUCUAAAGGAUAUUGUUCCUUAUAAAAAUAUAAGAUUGAAAUGAAACAAAGGUCUCCAUCUGAGCAUCUACAAUGUGAAUGUAUCCAUCUUGUCAGAUUCGAAAACCUUAAAAUAUGGGUGCAGUUUCCUAUUUUUCCCUCUUAUUUUGAAGCCUUGUAAUGUCAUUAAAUUGAUUAUGUACUUUUUACACUGGAUGCCAUUUUAAAGCAUAGAUGUUAAUGGGCUUGCCUUAAAUCAUCUAUGUGUUAUAAUGUGGAAAUGUUAUUGUCUGUACCAUUCAUCUCGAAUUCAUUUGGAUUCCUCUCAACCGGAACAGAGCAUAUGUUCCAUGCAUACGUUUGGGAAACAGUUUUGGUUUGAAGUUUUGGUUUUCAUCAGAUGACGCUUGGUGGUUUUCUCUACCAUAAGCAGCUUCCACAAUUUCAUGGUGCCUUUUUUGUGAGCGAUUUCAUAGCUACGAUAUAAUAAUGCAUUAGGAAGAUGGAAAUGGGAAUGAGUUACUCAUUUAUAUGUAAAAUAAUGCUUGACUCAUCAGGCAUUAUAUGAUGUCUGACUUCAACAGAAAGAUGUGCAAUGUUUUGUCCUGUAGCAGUAAAAAAAAAAACAACAACAGGGCAUUUAAGACCAUUUUGCUGAUGAGAUCAUUCAAUGGUUAGAUCUUGUUGGGAUUUCCUCACUGACUAAAUCCUCAAACAAUAAUUUUGUUCCUUAUUCUGGGCGAAAAGCAAAACUAUAUAGAGAUGUUCUAACAGAAUUAUUCAACCUGUGAGAAAUCUAGUUCUUUAAAAUUGUUUGACAGUUGCAUAACUUUGGGGAGGAGGAUUUAAAGGAAAGAGUUAAAAGAUUGACCCUAGUUCAAGUGAUUUCAGGGAAUAUUUUUAAGAUACAGUAUGAGAGCUUGAAAUGGCAAAGUGCUUAAUUUAAUUACAUACAGUAAGGCAUCAUCAUGCUGUUCUUUAGUGUUGCCUUUCUAUAAUUUGGUCUUUUACUCAGUUUGGGAUCUUCAUUAUACUGUAUAUGUGCUGCACGAGUUGGCAACAAGGCAAACCUGUGAAGUAAAGCAGAAUUUCCUGUUCCUGUUUGCUGGUCUAUGUUCAAAGCCAUCUUUCACACAUUUUUUUUCACACAAUGUUUUGCCCUUUUUCACUCUGUAGUUUUAUUUUGACACUGUCUUUUAAUUUAUUGUUGUUAUUAUUUUUUUUUUAUUAUUAUUAUUUCUUUCCAGUUUUAUUUAUGUAAUUUUUAAGAGAUAUUGAAUCCUGGAAAUAACAUGUUCUUUUUGUAUGAUGAGGUUUGUAGUUCUGUAGAUUAUUUUUGUUUUUUAUGUAAAACUUCCUUUAUAUACCAAAGGCCACCUCUGCAGUCGUUUAAGUGCAAUGACAAAUGGAACACUCUUAAUUUUAAAUAUGUGAAUUUUAAGGGGGAUUUAAAAAGGGCAGAGGUUGACAGAAUAACAGUAUUUUUCUGUUAUGUAAAAAGUAUAUUUUGUGUGAUUCUAAUUUAAAGCUCACUUUUAAUAGCAUAUUACUGUGAAGUGCUCCCUCAGUGUUACACUUGAUGUAAAUAAUAAUUAAAAAGGGUUGAAGCUUAUG